AUGGCAUCUUCACCCUCGUUACCCGAAGACGACGAUCCUCCGCCAUACAUUGCGGGAAACCGAAACGAUGCAGACGAGAUCCUUCAACCCACCAUCCUCAUCCUCGCCGGACAAUUUAUCCGCGCGCAAUCCGCUGACGGUACGCCGUUGUACGAACUCUCUCGGGACGUAAGGGCUUCUCCGACAAGCGAUACACUACUCGCUCAAGUGUCACUCGAACGUCUAAUUCAUAAUGUUCGGAUGAAUUCCGACGGUACGCCUCGGGUGUUACACCGCAGCAAACACAUCUUCGAACUCAAGCAUUUACCAUCGGUGAUAUCGACCGGGUUCCCGUUUUGUUUGGAUUCCAAGUCGCGAAAUACAAUCGGGAAUAUAGCACUGAAAGCUGCCUCGUUUCCGCGGUCUGGAUGCAAGAUUGUAAAAGUACGACCAGAGAAAGAAGAUGGAUUUCCCAAGGGUUACAAUGCGAGGAGGGAAUCGCUGAGGGAAGAGGAAGUGGUAUUCGAGGUAGUGAAGAAGCGCGAUCAUUAUGAGUGGCUGGGCCCGGACGGCAACCGUAUCGCAAUAGAAGACAAGGUAGAAGGUGAACAUAAACUGAUAGUUACAACACCCGUGAGAAGAAAGACGAUGGACGCCAUGAUAGGCAGUUGGUGCUUGAGAAUUUGGCGCGACGGUAUCAAAUCGAAUCGUGACAUUUGGAGACCCUUUAAGGUUGAAGCACGCACCUCACGUGAAGUACUUCCAAAUUGGUGGUAA
Messenger RNA from Hypoxylon trugodes, 756 nucleotides. RefSeq lists its product as uncharacterized. The record is from RefSeq and is a predicted model, not a curated record. The transcript is spliced from 2 exons. Bases 1 to 756 code for a protein of 251 amino acids. NCBI's taxonomy places the organism in Eukaryota, Fungi, Ascomycota, Sordariomycetes, Xylariales, Hypoxylaceae.